Molecule: messenger RNA, 383 nt
Organism: Salvelinus sp. IW2-2015
Lineage: Eukaryota; Metazoa; Chordata; Actinopteri; Salmoniformes; Salmonidae
Product: calcium/calmodulin-dependent protein kinase kinase 1-like
Exons: 4
Coding region: 3-383 (126 amino acids)
Biological process (GO): intracellular signal transduction; positive regulation of protein kinase activity; protein phosphorylation
Cellular component (GO): cytoplasm
Molecular function (GO): ATP binding; calmodulin binding; calcium/calmodulin-dependent protein kinase activity
Source: RefSeq, a predicted model, not a curated record
UGAUGGAGGUCCCCACAGACAGCCCCUUCACUGAGGAGCAGACACGCCUCUACUUCAGAGACAUCGUCUUGGCCAUGGAGUACUUGCACUACCAGAAGAUAGUCCACCGGGACAUCAAGCCUUCUAACCUGCUGCUGGGUGACGACAGUCAUGUGAAGAUUGCCGACUUUGGGGUCAGUAACCAGUUUGAGGGCAACGAUGCCCUGCUCUCCUCCACAGCUGGGACUCCUGCCUUCAUGGCUCCAGAGACCCUGUCAGACAUCCGCCAGAGCUUCAGUGGCAAGUCCAGUGAUGAGAGUCCCACAGACAGCCCCUUCACUGAGGAGCAGACACGCCUCUACUUCAGAGACAUCGUCUUGGGCAUGGAGUACUCCCUCGUCUAG